AUGAUGACCCUGCCAGUAUUUAACACCAAAUCAGGUGAAAAACCUUUCGAAUGUUUGUCCUGUGGAAAAAGCUUUGCAAGAAAAGAAAAUCUUGAUAAACACAUCAGAACUCACACAGGUGAAAAACCUUUCGAAUGUUUGUCCUGUGGAAAAGGCUUUGCAAGAAAAGAAAAUCUUGAUCAACACAUCAGAACUCACACAGGUGAAAAACCUUUCGAAUGUUUGUCCUGUGGGAAAAGCUUUGCAAGAAAAGAAAAUCUUGAUAAACACAUCAGAACUCACACAGGUGAAAAACCUUUCGAAUGUUUGUCCUGUGGAAAAAGCUUUACAACAAAAGAAAAUCUUAAUAAACACAUCAGAACUCACACAGGUGAGAAACCUUUUGAAUGUUUGUCCUGUAGAAAAAGCUUUACAACAAAAGAAAAUCUUAAUAAUCACAUCAGAAUUCACACUGGUGAGAAGUCGUUCUGCUGUACUCUUUGUGGCAAAAGUUUUGCUAGAAAACAUAGCCUGACCAUUCACAUUAGAAUUCACACAGGUGAGAACCCUUUUAAAUGUGAGUCCUGUGGAAAAAGCUUUACCGAAAAACGCUCUCUUUAUAAUCACAUCAGAAUUCACACAGGUGAGAAGCCUUUCAAAUGUGAGUCCUGUGGAAAAAGCUUUACCGAUAAAGGUUAUCUUAAUAAACACAUCAGAACUCACAUGGCUAAGAGUUUUAAAUGUGAGUCCUUUGGAAAACGCUUUACCCAUAAAAGUAUUUUUGAUAGACACAUCAGAUUUCACACAUUUGAGAAGACGCUCUGCUGUACUCUUUGUGGCAAAAGUUUUGCUAGCAAACAUAACCUGACCAUUCACAUGAGAAUUCACAGAGGUGAGAAGCCAUUUAAAUGUGAGUCCUGUGGAAAAUGCUUUAUCCAAAAAUGUGCUCUUAAUAAACACAUCAGAAUUCACACAGGUGAGAAGCCAUUUAAAUGUGCAUCCUGUGGAAAAGGCUUCAGCCAAAAAAGUGAUCUUGAUAGACACAUCAGAAUUCACACAGGUGAGAAGCCUUUCAAAUGUGAGUCCUGUGGAAAAAGCUUUACCGAUAAAGGUUAUCUUAAUAGACACUUUAGAACUCACAUAGCUAAAAGUUUUAAAUGUGAGUCCUGUGGAAAAAGCUUUAUCCAAAAAUGUUCUCUGGAGAAACACAUCAGAAUUCACACAGGUGAGAAGCCUUUCAAAUGUGAGUCCUGUGGAAAAAGCUUUAGACAUAAAGGUAGUUUUGAUAGACACAUCAGAUUUCAAACAUGUGAGAAGACGGUCUCCUGUACUCUUUGUGGCAAAAGUCUUGCUAACAAACAUAUCCUGGCUUCUCACAUGAGAAUUCACACAGGUGAGAAGCCUUUCAAAUGUGAGUCCUGUGGAAAAAGCUUUAGACAUAAAGGUAGUUUUGAUAGACACAGCAGA
This is a messenger RNA of Cyprinodon variegatus (sheepshead minnow), 1446 nucleotides long. Its product is annotated as gastrula zinc finger protein XlCGF57.1-like. The record is from RefSeq and is a predicted model, not a curated record. Gene Ontology annotation, molecular function: DNA-binding transcription repressor activity, RNA polymerase II-specific. The annotation marks the transcript as partial. The transcript has 2 exons. Gene Ontology annotation, biological process: negative regulation of transcription by RNA polymerase II. NCBI's taxonomy places the organism in Eukaryota, Metazoa, Chordata, Actinopteri, Cyprinodontiformes, Cyprinodontidae.